This is a messenger RNA of Hippocampus comes (tiger tail seahorse), 4748 nucleotides long. Its product is annotated as protein ELFN1-like. Gene Ontology annotation, cellular component: plasma membrane. Lineage: Eukaryota; Metazoa; Chordata; Actinopteri; Syngnathiformes; Syngnathidae. The transcript has 4 exons. The record is from RefSeq and is a predicted model, not a curated record. Gene Ontology annotation, molecular function: protein binding. The coding region runs from base 1176 to 3866 and encodes 896 amino acids.
GUGUGUGUGUGUGUGUGUGUGUGUGUGUGUGUGUGCGUGUGAGAGAUGAGUGCACGUCUGCCCCAUGAUUGCAUCGUUCCGAGGAGACGAAGGGGUCGUCCAUCGGCAUGGUAACUAGCAGUCUUGCUAAUAUCGUCAACGUGACCAGACAGUGCGUGCGUGCGUGUCCCAUCGAUCUUGGAUUUGAGCAUUUGAUGGUGAAUUCCCGAAGGACCAGUCUUCUCACACGCCGCUGCCUGUCAAGAGGAGCGGCGCCUCACUCGCCGCGUUUCCAGCGAGUCGACGCUAACCGCCGCCGAGGCCCGUCAAUCGUUUCGCACGCGAUUUACUCUCAAUCGGUUGGUCUCCACUCCGGUCGCUUCGUACACCCUCCGUCGAUUGGUCACUCACUGUCGACUGGUUGUUCCCCCUUCCGGUCGCUUCAUGCGCCGCCGGUGAUUGGUCACUUGCUCGCGAUGGGUCGGUCUGCGUUUAUCAUUGAUUCUUGAUUGACUGGUCUCUGUUCCGGUCACUCCCCACACCACCGGUGAUCAGUCAGUUUUGUCGUUUUGUCUUGAUUGGUUGGUCUCUGUUCAGAGUUUGUCCCACACAUCGGUUGGUCGCAACGUGCAUCACCAAUGACAGCUCGCUUUUUUUUUUUUUUUUUUUGGCUUACAAAUCAGAACGUGUCCCGAGUGGAUGUCGUGACUCGCGUCCAUCAUGCCGACGUGACUCCGUCUACAGGGAAAUCCUUCGUUUGUUUUGUUGAUGUCAGUCAUCGUGAUUUUCGUCGCCGGCCCCUCCGUGAUCGGCCACCACGCCAGUCAUUGCGAUAUCCCGCAAAAGAUGGCCGCCGGGGCGACUUUGGCUGACGCGACCGCUCCCCAAACACGGAUUUCCUCCCGAGCGGCCGAUCUCUUUCCUGCGCUUUGAUGUGCGGCGGCUCCUUCUGCUCCCCGUCCAGGCAAUCGCGUGCGGCCCGGACGCCGUUUGUUUGCGUGCGUACAAAAGUCGGAUUUGCAUAGAAAUGCAAGCAACGAUCUGCGUUUACGAUUUGUCCCUUCUCGAAUCGAUUUCGAGGUCGUUUCACUUUGUGUUUUUUCCCAUUUUCAGGAGAUGCGGAUGACCGAUUCCGUUCAAAUUUCGUUUGACUUCGCUCGGCAAGAAUUGCCGUUUUUGUUUUCCCCGGACGGACAAUGUUUUGCCAUCCGUCUCCGUGUCGUCCUCUGCUCCAGGGGUCCGGUGGGCACCGGAAUUUGGAGGAUGAGGAAGCGCGGGAGGAAGUGCUCGUCCGACCCGAGAGGCAGAUGGCCGCUCAGGACGUGAGGACCGAGCGAGCGAUUCGGGCAUCAGAGCUGAAGCCUCCGCACGCGUUCCCUCCCGCCGACCGGACUGCCGCUCCGGCUCAUUCUGCGAUGGAUCCGGCGACGGCGGCCCAUCGGCGGCGGCGGCCCGGACAAAGCGCCGCCGGCGGGAAGUCCUCGGUCUUGGCCUGGCUCGCCCUGCUCUCCGUCAUGCGGUUGCCCGCGGCGGCGGGCGACUGCUGGCUGAUCGAGGGCGAGAAGGGCUUCGUGUGGUUGGCCAUCUGCAGCAUGAACCAGCCGCCCUACGAGGCCAUCCCGGCCCACAUCAACAGCACCGUCGUGGAUCUGAGGCUGAACGAGAACAAGAUCCGCUCGGUGCACUACUCUUCGCUCAGCCGCUUCGGCAACCUCACCUACCUCAACCUCACCAAGAACGACAUCGCUUACGUGGAGGACGGAGCCUUCUCGGCGCAGUUCAACCUGCAGGUCCUCCAGAUGGGCUUCAACAAACUUCGGAACCUGACGGAGGGAAUGCUGCGAGGUCUGGGCAAGCUGCAGUACCUUUACCUGCAGGCCAACCUCAUCGAAAGCGUGGCGCCCAACACCUUCUGGGAGUGCCCCGGCAUCGAGAACGUCGACCUCUCCAUGAACAGGAUCCAGGUGCUGGACGGGACUUUGUUCUCCGGCCUCUCCAAGCUGACCACCUGCGAGCUGUACACCAACCCCUUCAACUGCUCCUGCGAGCUUCUGCCCUUCCUGCGCUGGUUCGCCGCCUUCCCCAACCGGACGGGCGACCGCAUGGUCUGCGAGGCCCCUCGCGGCUUCUCCGGCUACAACCUGCUGACGGGCGCCGGCGCGGCGCCGGGCCGGCGCGACGCCUUGCACGUGCUGGGCCUGGUGUGCGGCGAGGACGGCGGCAACUCCACCGGCUUCUUGGCCGAGGGGCCGCCGGACGCCGCCACCGCGCCGCCGCUCGACUUUUCCCCGUGCGGCCUGGACGACUGCGCCUCGGGAACGCCGCCGGACGAGGUCAUCUACCACACCGUCUUCACCGACAUCAAUCCCGUCAUGACGCUGAAGCGGGUGCUGCACUCGAGCGCCGUGAUCACGGUGGAGAUCCCGCACCCGUACCGCAAGAUGUACAUCCUGAUGCUGUACAACAACAGCUUCUUCACCGACAUCGGGACCCUCAAGUACCAGAGGCAGGACGUGGAGCUGACCGACCUGAAAGCCGACACCGACUACACCUACUGCGUGGCCUCCAUCCGCAACUCGCUGCGUUUCAACCACACCUGUCUGACCAUCUCCACGGGCGGCGGGGCCAGGCCGGAGCGGACGGCCAGGCGCUCGUCGGCCACCCGCUACAUCGUGACCGUGCUGGGCUGCCUGUUGGGAAUGCUGCUCUUCCUGGGCCUGGCGGUCCACUGCCUCCGGCGCAGGAGGAUCGCCGAGGAGAAGGAACGCAAGCUGAGCCGCAUCCAGAGGACGCCGAUGGAGCUCGAGUACGGCGACGGAGGCGAGACGGAGAGGCCGCCCCCCGGCGGGGGGGACGCUCCGCCCCGGAUGCCCCAGGUGGACCCUCACCGGCUGCGGGAGGUGGCGGAGACGCCGGCGCGCAAGCCCGCCAAGCUCAGCUACGCGGAGGUGCGAGGCUCCGGCGCCGAGAGGCGGCGAGAGACGUCGCCCCGGGCCGACCCCCGGGGCUCCGUGGCCGAGAUCUCCACCAUCGCCAAGGAAGUGGACAAGGUGAACCAGAUCAUCAACAACUGCAUCGACGCCCUCAAGUCCGAGUCCACGUCCUUCCAGCAGUCCCCUUCCGCGUCGGCCGCCGAGCCGCAGCCGGCGCUCCCCUCCCCGGUCUACAAAGGGGGGCGAGGGGGCCGCGGCUACCGCCGUUCCUCGCAGCGGCACCGUAGCGCGGAGGCCCCCGCCGGCUCCGAGAGGCCCAGCGCCUCCUCGUCCCCGGGCUCCGCCAGGAGUCCCCGUUCUCUCCGCUCGGAGGGGGGCUGCCGCGCCUCGGAGAGCGGCUACGUCGAGAGGGGCUCGCCCGGCGGCGAGGAAGCGGUCCGCACGGUCAACCCGGCGGCGGCCAUCCUGCGAGCCGAGGCCCGGAGGAUCCGGCAGUGCCGCGAGCACCGCCACUCCUACCCGGGCCCCCGAGAACUCGAGCGCCGCCCGCAGGAGCUCCGCUACCACCCGGGCGGACGCCAGCCCUCCGUCCUGGACCCGCUCACCCUCGGCCUGCAGGCCGAGCAGAGGGAGCUGGCGUGCUCCCAGCUGGCCCCCCGCUAUGCCCUGCCCCCCCACUAUCGCAACCUCAGCUACUGCUCCAGCCCAGAAGACGAGGAGGACGAGGAGGAGGACGAGGAGGAGGAAGGAGAAGGGCUCCUGUGCACCCCCGCCCUGGGCCUGUGGGAGCGCUUCAAGCUGCACCGAAAGAGGCACCGGCAGGCGUCGGCCGAGGACGAAGGCUACGUGGCGGCGGGCCACGCGCUGCGCCGCAAAGUCCAGUUCGCCAAGGACGAGGAUCUACACGAUAUUUUGGAUUACUGGAAGGGGGUCUCGGCCCAGCAGAAGGCCUGAGGGGGGCGGGGCACUGUGGAAAACCUGUAAAUACCGAAACACGCAACCCGCAUCGCCGGGAACUGAAGAAUCAAAAAAACAAAAAACAGGAGGAGGAAAUGCUGUUUGACUCAAAACAAAAAGCAGAACUUUGAGAUUCACUUUUUGUUCAAUAUCUAACUAAUAGCUCUCUAAUUGUGUCGAUGUUUUGAGAAUUUGACGAAGAAAAAGUGACCCGGCAGCCCGUCCUGAGUUUUCUUUUUCGGACGGGUUGUCAAGAAGAGACAAGAAGUGGCUCCGUUUCUUUCGAGACAUUUUCCGGGAUUGGACGCAAUUGUCAUUUGCUUCCAGGGCGGGCGGCCAGGCAACGUUAGCGCCCCCUUUCACCCUGCGACGCACUCGCAACUGGCUAGCUGUCCACUGUGUCCGCGGACCCGCAGCAUUUGACUGGCGCGGCGGCAAGUUCGUCGCCGAUCCGCUUUCCUUCUCAUCAUGGAUCGCAUUUGCCUUGAUUUCUACGACCCCCAAAUGCGGCGGCGGGCCGAGGAGUCGCCUGCCGCCACGCCCGCCGUAUAAGUCGUCUCCGGGUUCUCCUCUUGGCUAAAAUGCUUCCCCUUCCCGCGGCCCUCGUUUAUCUUGGCGGUGAUCUCAUCAGGACUGCCGGCUCCUCUUUUCAGCGGAAACGCGACCACCUCAAAUCCGGGAAUAUGCGGCGAGAAGCGCGGGCAUCGGGAAGCGUGGCGGCGAGUCCCGUCCACCGUGCCAAAUACCGCGUGUGACUCCUCGCCAAACUCUUUUCUAGACGCAAUUUCAAGAUUUUCUAAAAAGAUUAUCCUCGUUAUUAUUAAGUCAAAUUCUGGACUCUUAUUCUUAUCUUCUUACUGUUCCUACGAUCCUCCUCAU